AUGGUGAGGAAGAAGACAAUGAAUUUGGUGUUUGCGGUGACUCUAUAUCUGUGUGUGGUCUCAGGUGUGGUGUCUAUAGAGCCGAUCACAUCAUCACUGGUGGGAGUGUUGGGAGCGAUCGGUUUGGGAGCCAUAUAUGGGACGUGGGAUUACCUCAAGUGCUCGACAGUCGAGUGUUGCCAUCCCUUCGGCGAAGACAAACGGCUCGUGAAGGACUCGUCGGCCGGCAAAUGGUUCCGGAGGGAGGCCUGGAUUGACUACGAGCUGACACAACUCGACCGCAGUCUCAAUACGCAACUCCAUGGCCAGCAUUUGGCGAAGAAUAUCAUCACUAAAUUGAUUCCCAAACACCUGAAGAAUGCGAACCCGACGAAGGCGUUGGUGUUGUCUCUUCACGGCUGGACCGGCGGUGGGAAGAACUUUGUGUCUGAAAUUGUGGCCAAAAACAUAUACCGAAAGUAUCGCGAAUCCGGAAGAAGUGAUUUUGUGAAACACAUUAUUUGCACCAAAUUUAACACAAAUGACAAACAAUUGAUGAGACAAUGGAUUAGAGAUAACGUGACUGCAAUGGUCAAGCAGUGCGAGCGGUCUCUCUUCAUCUUUGACGAAAUGGACAAAUUGACGCCCGGAGUGAUCGAUGCCAUCAAACCAUUCAUUGAUUUCAAUCAAUUCGUCGAUUUUGUCGAUUACAGGAAAUCUGUUUUCAUAUUUUUAAGCAACACCGGCGGCACCGGUAUUACAAAGACUGCUUAUGAUUACCAUUUGUCGGGCAGAGAGCGCACAGACAUCACAAUCAAAGACUUGGAACCGUUGAUCAAUUCUGGAGCUUUCAAUGAAGACGGAGGCCUUUAUAAGAGUGAUAUCGUCGAGAAGAAUCUGAUCGACGCUUUCGUACCAUUCCUUCCUUUGGAGAAAAAGCACAUAAAACUAUGUAUUAAUGAUUAUUUGAGGCAACACUACAACAAAUCAGAUCCAAUGGUAGAUCCGGGAGAAGAAUUCAUUAGAAAUGUGGCCAAUGAAUUGGAGUACUUCCCGGCCGACACUAAAUUAUAUUCAAAAACCGGUUGCAAAAGAGUGGGCAAUAAAGUGGAUGUUCUCAUGUGAUGUCACAUUCUGUGUAUAAUUUAUUAAAUAUUAUGUUCAAUAUUAGUCA
Messenger RNA from Medioppia subpectinata, 1153 nucleotides. The record is from the annotation of a GenBank genome assembly. NCBI's taxonomy places the organism in Eukaryota, Metazoa, Arthropoda, Arachnida, Sarcoptiformes, Oppiidae.